AGUUGCAGUCUUCCCUGGAGACUUGCUGAAAUUCUGGUGACCUGGUGAGAGCUCGUGUCCGCGGUGGCGCACAAUGGAUGAAAAGUCCAGGGCUAAAAUAUAGCACUGGGUGCUGGACACAGAGGGCCAAGCUGUGAUUCUGUCAUUGCCUCAAUGUGAGACCUUUUGCCAGCCCACCAUCUCCCCUUGUCUAAUGUGCAAAAUGGGGGCACCUUCCCCUUCCUCUCUGAUGGGGGUCAGUGAGCUCAUGUGAAGCAUUUGGAAAUGCUAGAAGAUGCAGUUCUGCUGAAAUAUAGUCUUGUUGAUUAUUGUGACUGUGUUACGAAAGUCUCUAAGAAAUCCUAUGUAUGCAGUGAGACCUUCUGGGCACAGGUGUUUCAUGAGACAUGAGCCUUUUACUCUCCUCCUUGUUUGUGUUUUCAGUCAGCAAGGAUGACACUGAUCUCUGCGAUGUUUCUUCUGGUUCCCGUGGAGACCACAGCUCAUAGAUAGAGGGAGGGUUGUUCCUUAGCAACCGUCUCUGCUCUUCCUCAGCCUUCAUCCCACCUGCAUAUCUGGACUUCAGCAGGACCUGCCUGCUUGUACAAUUCACUGUGGCACCACAUCAGGGAUCAUGGACCAGGGUGUGCUAGAGGUUCCAACUUCCCCUACACCUGAUGUGGCAGAAAGUGACUCUGUGCUGGCCAACAGCAGUUCAGUGGAACCUGAGGAAGGGAAAAAGGAGCGUCUUCCAGAAGGCUUACGUCCCAGCAGACAGAGAACUUCCCAAAGAAGCUCUAGCAGAGCCUCCUGGAAGAUCUGCAAGGGCCCAGUGGCUCAGGGAACAGCAAAGGAUUCCACAUCUAUUAAAUACCAGGCAUCUCCUUCUGCAAAGUGUGUUCAGACUAAAAAACAGAGCAAACAGAGUCUCCAGGCCAAAACUCCCCCCAUGCAGAGUCUUGAUUUAAGAAGACAUGAAGAGAAAAUAGAAGAUACUUCUGCCACCAAAGACUCAAUAGUGGGGCAUGAGCCAAGACGGAGGAACAGCACUUACUGCCUGUCUGCAAUAUCCAGGCAGAGGGAAGCAGAAGACACGAAACCUGUCUCAAAUGCCAAAGAACCAGUAGCAGACCUGCACCAAACACUGAGGUCUAGAGGGCCUGGAUCUUCCCAGAAGACCAUCAAAGCUAGCUAUGAAAAAGCCAAGAAGACCAACAGCAGAUUAAGUGCCAAAGAGUCCUUAGCAUCAUUAGGGCCAGAUAUGAAAGCAGAAUGGAAGCUUCUUCUGGAGAAGAGAAACAGCUUGAUCCAUACUAACAGCAAAUACAAAUUUGCCAGUGCAGAUGAACUUACCAGGGAUGAAGAGGAACGGCAAGCUCUGCGCAAGGCAGCAUUAAUCAUGGGACAGAAAAGACUCAGCGAGCGUACUGUAAUGCUAAAAAACUCCUUGAACUCUACAUCUUCUGAUGAUUACAACCAGCUGGGUUUUAACCUGAGAUCAAAUAUCUUCCAAGGUGGCCCACUGGAGAGCCAAAGCUUGAUGAAAGAUUCCUACACCCCUGAUAUAAUUCAGAAGGCAAUCAGGGAUCCCAAGAAUUGGCACGGGAGGAGGACCGAUGAGCUAGGGAAAUGGCAUCAGAAAAAUGCCCUAAAUCUCAACCUGCAGAAAACAUUGGAGGACAAGUAUGGGAAGAAAAAAGGCAAGCCUUAGAAGAUGAAGGUUGAGGAUUGGAGUGCAUUCAGUGAGGGAUCUUUUUCCUCAGCCACCUAAUAAACCUCCAUAUAAAGCACGAACCCAUUGCUUGGUAGUUGUCAACAGCAGAUUUGUUGCUGGUGCUCUUUUCCCCUCUCAGUUAGGGUGUCUUUGGGGGGAGCAAUGCAAGAGAAAUUUGAAUGUGAAUACAAAAAAAAAAAUCACUUUGUUGGUCACUGAUAAGGUUGGCCUGAUCAGUGUGUGAGGCACACACCCUUGCAGAGGGAUGUGGUGGUGAGAGAUGGCCACAGAGAAAUUCAUCUGCUCAGCACAUAAGGAGGAGUAGGA
Harpia harpyja (harpy eagle) is the source of this 2020-nucleotide messenger RNA. It is a transcript of the gene CIMIP4, whose product is annotated as testis expressed 33. The transcript has 6 exons. Lineage: Eukaryota; Metazoa; Chordata; Aves; Accipitriformes; Accipitridae. The coding region runs from base 614 to 1690 and encodes 358 amino acids. The record is from RefSeq and is a predicted model, not a curated record.